CCGCGCUAUCCAGCUCUCCACACUCCUUCCCGCCCUUUACCCCACACCGCCUUAUCCUCGCCGCGGCACCAACCGCCAAAGCCAUCGACCUCACCUCACUUGCUAGUUACAGCUUGAUUUACGGAACCUCCCCGAGCUCUCCCCGGCCAUGGAGGAGCUCCUGCUGCGCCACGCCGGCCUCCCGCGGCCGGUGGCGCCGCGCCGCCGGCUACGCGUUGUCGCCGUCGCGCUGCGGACCAGGCCCACCAGCCUCGCCGUCCCGGGCCUUCCGCCAGCGCCCGCGGCGCCGCCGUCGCUGUCGCCGCUGCCGGCGCCGGAGCCCGUGCUGCCGUCGCCGCCCGUGGCCGCGGACGCCGCGGCGGUGCUGCUGGCGGCUGGCGUGCCGCCCGCGGACCUCCGGCGCGCGGCUGGCAUGUGCCCGGAGCUGCUGUCCGUGCCCGCGGAGACCAUCGCGGCCGCGCUCCGGUUCCUGACGGAGGAGGCGGGCGUCCCGGAGGCCGACCUCCCGCGCGUGCUCCGCCGGCGGCCGCGCCUGCUCGUGUCCCCCGUCGCGGCGCGGCUCCGGCCCACGCUCUACUUCCUGCGCGCGCUCGGCGUGCCCGACCUGCACCGCCGCGCGGACCUGCUGUCCUUCUCCGUGGAGGACAAGCUGCUCCCCCGGAUCGAGUUCCUCGAGUCGCUGGGCCUGCCCUCCCGCGCCGCGCGCUCCAUGGCGCGCCGCUUCCCGGCCCUCUUCUGCUACGGCGUGGAGGGGAACAUGCGGCCCAAGGCGGAGUACCUCCUGGGCGCCAUGGGCCGCGACGCCGGCGAGCUGCUCGAGUUCCCGGAGUAUUUCUCGUACGCGCUCGCCACGCGCAUCGCGCCGCGCCACGAGGUGUGCGCGGCGCGCGGGGUGAGGCUGCCGCUGCCCGCCAUGCUCCGCCCCGGGGAGGCCAAGUUCCGCGCCACGCUCGCGGGGUGCGUCGGGUCCACGCCGCCCCGGAGGCGGUCGCCGCUGUGGCACGCCACGUGGGUGGACGACGGCGACCAUGGCGCCAGCGCGGCGGCGGUGUGAUGGCCGGACGGCGCCGGCGAUCGCGCGCGUUGGUAGCGAGCGAGUGGUUGUCGGUGGUGUAACAUGUGCAUACGGAUUGGCAUUGGUCGCUUGUCGUCCAUUCACCAGACCAAUUUGCAUCCCGAACGGCAGGGGCCGGUGCCCUCGAGCAUCUAGAUGACUUCAGCCGCGUCGUUGGGAUCAUCAGCUAGAAGAGGGUAUCAUGACGCUCGAGCUGGACAUGUCCUUCGCCGACACCACUUCAUUCACGUUAAACUCUCGGGUGACGUUAGGUAUCGCCAGCGAGAUUAUGGAUCGCAUCAGCUGAGUCGGUCUUUCGGAGGUGCUUACAGAUACAGGAUUACGUGCCAAAAUACAUGCGAGCGUACGAAUGUGUAUAUGAGCAUUUGCGUCUGUAUUGUGUUUAAAAAAAUUAUCAAUGAUCAAAGUAUGAUCUCGCCCACA
Messenger RNA from Panicum hallii, 1498 nucleotides. RefSeq names its product transcription termination factor MTEF1, chloroplastic-like. Gene Ontology annotation, biological process: regulation of DNA-templated transcription. Gene Ontology annotation, molecular function: double-stranded DNA binding. The coding region runs from base 149 to 1054 and encodes 301 amino acids. The record is from RefSeq and is a predicted model, not a curated record. The transcript has 2 exons. Lineage: Eukaryota; Viridiplantae; Streptophyta; Magnoliopsida; Poales; Poaceae.